Molecule: messenger RNA, 1526 nt
Organism: Tachysurus fulvidraco (yellow catfish)
Lineage: Eukaryota; Metazoa; Chordata; Actinopteri; Siluriformes; Bagridae
Product: basement membrane-specific heparan sulfate proteoglycan core protein-like
Exons: 9
Coding region: 107-1264 (385 amino acids)
Biological process (GO): cell-cell adhesion
Cellular component (GO): cell-cell junction
Molecular function (GO): cell adhesion molecule binding
Source: RefSeq, a predicted model, not a curated record
GAGAGAUGUGAUGAAAUGAUGUAGGGAGGGGGAAUGAGAGUGAACAAACAGAUGCACAGACACAGACAGAGACAGAGACAGAGACAGAGAGAACUCAACUGUCAUCAUGGAGGUCAUCAAGUCUACACUGAUUUUUUCCAGUCUGCUUCUCACAGUAUUCGCUCAGAAGCCGGUUGUGUCUGUGGAGCCUCGCAGCGUGAGCGUUAAACAGGACGAAACAGUGAGCAUCAGGUGCCGAGUGACCAGCGGAGCUCAGCCUGUACAACUGGAGUGGAAACGACCCAACAACCAGCCGCUAGCAGAUAACGUUAAAGUCGGCCCUGAUGGUUCGGUACUGACUGUCGCUUCAGCUCGCCCCGGUAACCAGGGACAGUAUCGCUGCAUAGCAACCAACGCACAAGGCAAAGGCACUGUCAUGGCAACGCUUACCGUAAAGCAGCCUCCAAACGUGCGUGUGACCCCUGCCAGCCAAGUAAAGGUAAAAGUGGGUGGAGUCACAUCCUUGCAGUGCCAUGCGUCUGGAAAGCCCCGCCCCUCUAUUACCUGGUUUAAACAGGAAGUGGGAAGAGAACUCGUACUGGUUUCCACAACGACAGGCACCAGUUUGACAGCAAAGGUGACAGUAACAACACCUCAAGACGGCGGGACAUUUGUGUGUCGCGCCCAAAACAAGGAUGGCACAUCUGAGGAGAAGGUGGAGCUUAAGGUUGAAGGCGGAGCCUCAGUUGCCAUAGAGCCCAAGGCUAGCGUUCAGCAGACUGACAUGACGGCUGUUGAGGGACAAACCGUAACCAUGCACUGCCAAGCAACCGGUUUCCCUACACCUGUCAUUACAUGGUCUAAGCUGCGUGCUCCGUUGCCAUGGCAGCACAAGUCAGUGGGAGGAACUCUGACACUCAGUAACGUCGGACGACAAGACUCGGGUCAGUACAUUUGUAACGCCACAAACUCAGCAGGUUUCAGUGAAGCGUACGUGCAGAUGGAGGUGGACACUCCUCCUUAUGCCACCACCAUUCCUGAUCGCGUGACCGCUCGCCGUGGCGACUCCAUGCGCGUGCAGUGCAUCGCCCACGGCUCUCAUCCAAUCAGCUUCCACUGGACGCGUGUGGGGGGGACUGCAAUGUCUUCAGGGGCAAAAAUCACCAAGGACGGCAUUCUGACGAUCGCUCAGCUCAAAGUGUCUGACAGCGGCGAGUACAAAUGUGUGGCCACCAAUUCCAUCGGCAGCAGUGAGACGGUCACCACCGUCACGGUCAGAGAGUAAAUGAUUUAUCCCCUCUGACAUGAAGAUGAUGAACUGUCUGCUCUUCAGGACCCAACACAACUCAGCAGCCUGUACAGAUGACAGACUGUAAUAACGUUCCUGUUUUUAUGACUUAAUCCCUGCAGCUUGUGUGUAAAAGUAAAUCCGCUCGCUCGCAUGUUGACGACUUAAACAAUCUAACCAGGUCCCACUGUAGAACCUUCCUGCACUUUACACCCUUUUGUCUUUAAUAAACACAUAAUAAAUGGAUGAUAAUGCCUCA